Messenger RNA from Dipodomys ordii (Ord's kangaroo rat), 1717 nucleotides. RefSeq names its product chemokine (C-X-C motif) receptor 5 (gene Cxcr5). The transcript has 2 exons. Gene Ontology annotation, biological process: B cell activation; immune response; chemotaxis. The record is from RefSeq and is a predicted model, not a curated record. Gene Ontology annotation, cellular component: membrane. Gene Ontology annotation, molecular function: C-X-C chemokine receptor activity. Bases 49 to 1167 code for a protein of 372 amino acids. NCBI's taxonomy places the organism in Eukaryota, Metazoa, Chordata, Mammalia, Rodentia, Heteromyidae.
CCUCUCAGCAUCAGACGGUGACCAGUCUGGUGACUCACACCUGCAGCCAUGAACUACCCCCUAACCCUGGACAUGGAGCUUGUCAAUCUGGAAGACCUGUACAGGGACUUGGCCAACUACAACGACAACAGCACUGAGAGCCCCCUGGAAAAUCACUUCUGCUCCACCGUUGAGGGACCCCUGCUGACCUCCUUCAAGGCCGUGUUCAUGCCCGUGGCCUACAGCCUCAUCUUCCUGCUGGGUCUGAUGGGCAACAUCCUGGUGCUCGUGAUCCUGGAGCGGCACCGGCAGACACGAAGCUCCACCGAGACCUUCCUGUUCCACCUGGCGGUGGCUGACCUCCUUCUGGUCUUCGUCCUGCCCUUUGCUGUGGCUGAGGGCUCUGUGGGUUGGGUCUUGGGGACUGCCCUCUGCAAAACAGUGAUUGCCUUGCAUAAGCUCAACUUCUACUGCAGCAGCCUGCUGCUGGCCUGCAUCGCCGUGGAUCGCUACCUGGCCAUCGUCCACGCUGUGCACACUUACCGCCACCGCCGCCUCCUCUCCAUCCACAUCACCUGCACCACCAUCUGGCUGGUGGGCUUGCUCUUCACUCUGCCGGAACUCCUCUUUGCCAAGGUCAACCAACCUCAUCACAACGAGUCCCUGCCAAGCUGCACCUUCUCCCAAGAGAACCAGGCUGAAAGCAGAGCGUGGUUUGUCUCUCGCUUCCUCUACCACGUCGGGGGCUUCCUGCUGCCCAUGCUGGUGAUGGGCUGGUGCUAUGUGGGGGUGGUACACAGGCUGUGCCAGGCCCAGAGACGCCCUCAGAGACAGAAGGCCGUGAGGGUGGCCAUCUUGGUCACGAGCAUCUUCUUUCUCUGCUGGUCACCUUACCACGUUGUCAUCUUCCUGGACACCCUGGCAAGACUGAAUGCCGUGGAUAAUAGCUGCGAGCUGAAUGGCUAUCUCCCUGUGGCUAUCACCAUGUGCGAGUUCGUGGGCCUGGCCCACUGCUGCCUCAACCCCAUGCUCUACACGUUCGCUGGCGUGAAGUUCCGCAGUGACCUAACUCGGCUUCUGACCAAGCUGGGCUGUGCCGGCCCCGCCUCCCUGUGCCAGCUCUUCCCGAGCUGGCGCAAAAGCAGUCUCUCUGAGUCGGAGAACGCCACCUCCCUCACCACCUUCUAGGUCCGGCGGCCACCUUGGUUUUUGCUUUCCUGGGGCAUGCGGAGAAGCUGGAAGGCCAGAAGCCAGAAGCAGCUGGCUCCCAGGAGCCCCUUGGGCCAGCAUCCUCAGGUGGAGCCAACCAAGAUCAUUGUGCUCAACAGCAAACCAAAGGUGGCAUCCCCUUGGGCUGUGCACCAUCUCCACCCAACCAGCCACAAUCUCAAGAACCCAUUUUACUGCUGUCCUGGCCAUAGGGAAGGCUGUUCCCUCCCAGAAUACACUUCGUUACUGAAACCAUUGACCCUGCCCUAUUAUCCAGACAGAUGCCAGGCACGACUUCAGGUGUGUGCGUCCCUGCUUGCCCUGCAGGGAGGACAGUCCACUUACGCCUGCGCAUCAGCAUUCUGUUGUGGGCCCAGCCGGAUGGGCCCUGACGGCCUUCUCACUAACCUCUGCCUCCCGCUUGAACCCAUAAAAGGCCCAACUCCUGCCCCCCGACCUGCACAACCUCCAACCCAUGGAAAGGUUGCUGCCCCUUGCUGUCAUGCCUCAAUAAACAGUCCUAACCUGC